Messenger RNA from Botrytis cinerea B05.10, 3066 nucleotides. RefSeq lists its product as hypothetical. NCBI's taxonomy places the organism in Eukaryota, Fungi, Ascomycota, Leotiomycetes, Helotiales, Sclerotiniaceae. Gene Ontology annotation, molecular function: flavin adenine dinucleotide binding; oxidoreductase activity, acting on CH-OH group of donors. The transcript has 2 exons. The coding region runs from base 1135 to 2796 and encodes 553 amino acids. The record is from RefSeq and is a predicted model, not a curated record.
GAUACAUCAAACAACAUCAGAGCACCAGAGAAAAGUUUUCCUUUGAACAUUAUUCAUUGAUUCAUUGAUCCAUUGAUCAAUUCAUUCACCCAUUCAACUUCCAUCAGAUUUCACAUACGUCAGACCUCAGAUUGGUCUUCUCUUUGUACGGCAUACAUGAUUUGGUUGUUUGAGAUGGGCUAGGUCGGUAGGACAGGCAGAGGCAUCUGCUCUGGUACAGUCCUUGAAUCCUUGGGUAAGAGUAUCUAUCUAACUGAUGAUUAAUGAUAACCUUCAUUGAUUUCCCAAAGGGCAAGAAAAAGUAUCUGACAGCUCCUUCAACUGAUCGACUGACUGACUGAGUUGUGCUCUCCCAUGUCCCCUUACUAUUGCUACGACAUGAUUCAAAAAAGUCAUGGCAUGAUCAUGAUUCAUUCAUUCAUUCUCCUCUUAAUCAAAAAGUCAAAUUUACUACCGGUAUUCAUUUUAGUCUCAUAUUCAAUGUCUAACAUCUACCCAAUGUCUAAUAUCUUUGGCUACCGAUGAUUUGAUAAUCCUUGGUAACUUGGUAAAACAACCAGGUAUUUCGUAAAGGCCUUUUAAACAUUCACUAGGAAGGAAGUUAGUUUCCUAAGGCUACCUAGCUAGCUAGCUAGAUAGUUAGACAGAUAUCUUUCUCUCUCUUCUUUUUUAACUAAUUUUUAACUAAUUUUUAACUCAAUUUUUUCUCCAUUUUCUCUCCCCAAUAAAUUCCAUCUUGAUUCGUCUUCACCGUCAUUUCAUAAGUCAAACUAUCCAAGAGACCACGCGCCCUCUUUCCCUACUUGGCAACUUUUUAUCUAUCAUUCUAUAUCUUUGCAUACCCGGCAAUAGUCAACCCCAGGGGGUCCCUCUUCGAUCGUCCAUAUUCUCUUACGAUACCGCCUUAUACGAUUAUACCGAAUAACCUCGAUUCGGAAUCCACUUCCAGCCCCUCCUUGACUAGGAUAUCAUCAAUCUCAAUCCCUAGAUAGAAAUCACCUGAGGGCGACCUUCCACACGUUACUAUUACAAAUACGUCCAUCGCUUCUUAUUUAGAUCCUUUGCUUCUGAAUAGAAUCGUACCCAUUCCUUUUGGACAUUCGAAACUUAUCAACCCAAGACCAAGUAUUCAAGAUGACUACCGAUCUCCUAUCAUCAUCUCAAGUCAAUGACUUUGACUAUGUCAUUGUUGGAGGCGGAACAGCAGGAUGUGUUAUUGCUAGCAGACUUUCCGAGUACUUACCAAAUAAGAAGAUUCUUAUGAUUGAGGGUGGUCCAAGUGAUUUCAAUAAUGACAAAGUGUUGAAACUCAAAGAGUGGCUUACCUUGCUUGGUGGAGAAUUGGAUUAUGAUUACGGAACUACAGAACAACCAAAUGGAAAUUCAUACAUUAGACACUCACGUGCUAAGGUUCUUGGAGGUUGCUCUUCUCACAACACUUUGAUAUCAUUCCGUCCAUUCGAGUAUGAUUGCCAAAUCUGGGAGAGUUUGGGAUGCAAAGGAUGGGGAUUCAAGACCAUGAUGCGUCUCAUUGAUAACCUCCGCAACCAAACUAACCCCGUCCAUCCACGACACAGAAACCAAAUUUGUAAGGAUUGGAUCGAAUCUUGCUCUACUGCCAUGGAUAUUCCCAUCAUCCAUGAUUUCAACCACGAGAUUCGUGAAAAGGGUGCUCUCGAACAGGGUGUUGGUUUCUUCUCAGUAUCAUACAACCCAGAUGAUGGACGAAGAAGUUCGGCUUCUGUCGCUUACAUUCACCCAAUUCUCCGCGGUGCCGAGAAUCGACCAAACUUGACUAUCCUCACCAAUGCCUGGGUUAGCAAACUUAACUUUGACUCCAGCAAAACCGUCAAGAGUGUAAACGUAACCUUGAAAUCUGGCGAGAAACUCACCGUCUCCCCCAAAACCGAAACUAUCCUCUGUGCUGGCGCAGUCGAUACCUGUCGCCUUAUGCUCCUCUCUGGAGUUGGCCCUGCCCAACAACUUAAAGAUCUCAACAUCCCUGUCGUACACGACCUUCCAGGUGUAGGAGAGAAUCUCAUCGACCACCCCGAAUCCAUCAUCAUGUGGGAACUCAAUGCCCCUGUCCCACCUCAAACUACAAUGGACAGUGAUGCCGGUAUCUUCCUCCGUCGUGAACUACCCAACGCCGCCAAAAACCAUAUUCACCCAGAACUCAACCCCAAAGGUCUUCCAGAUGGCACCAUUGCAGAUAUCAUGAUGCACUGCUACCAAAUUCCCUUCUGCCUCAACACUGCUCGUCUAGGCUACGACGCCCCUCUAAAUGCAUUCUGCAUGACCCCCAACAUCCCCCGUCCCAGAUCCCGAGGACGUAUUUACCUCACCUCCUCCGAUCCCUCUGUAAAACCCGCCCUCGAUUUCCGCUACUUCACCGAUCCCGAAGGCUACGACGCAGCCACCAUUGUUGCCGGUCUCAAGGCCGCACGUGAAAUCGCCAAGAAAGCACCUUUCUCAAACUGGCUUACCCGUGAAGUAGCACCCGGCCCAGAAGUUCAAACUGAUGAACAACUUUCAGAAUACGGAAGAAGAGUUGCUCACACCGUUUAUCACCCAGCUGGAACUACCAAGAUGGGUAGUGAGCAGGACAAGAUGAGCGUGUGUGAUGAGAAAUUGAAGGUCAGAGGACUUAAGGGAGUGAGAGUGGCGGAUGCCGGUGUUUUCCCAACGAUGCCUACUAUCAAUCCUAUGUUGACGGUUUUGGCAAUUGGAGAGAGAGCGGCAGAGAUGAUUGCACAGGAGGCUGGAUGGAGGGGAAUGGUGGAACCUAGGUUGUAGGUUUUAGUUGUGAGAAAAAAGAAAGAGAGGCGAGAAGGGAAGAGACGGGCUGUAAAUGUGCAUAGGGAUACGGAUACGGGUACGGAUAUCAUUAGAGUGGGUAGAUUUCAAAUACAUGAGAAAGUGUGCAUGGUUGGGCGGAUGCGAUUGGUUAUGAGUACUACACGCAAACAUAUAUCAUGCGUGGGGAGGAGUUGGUCAAAUAUUUGUAUAGAAAUACUUAAGAAUGUUAUAACAAUUAUCAAUAUAUAUACUACAUCUGCACAUGCA